AUGUUGAGCUGUAUUCCGUCAUAUUCGAAAGAUAAUAAGAAAUCUUUUUACUUUUUAAACGAGCAAAAUAGCUUUAACCAUACUUUAAAACCGAUAUUAACAGGAUCAAGUAUUUUGGGCCUUAAAUUUAAAGAAGGAGUUAUGUUAGCAGCAGAUAAUCUUGCAAGUUAUGGUUCUUUAGCAAGAUAUGAUGAUGUUGAAAGGUUAUUUUCUUUUGGAAAAACUGUUAUUGGGAUUUCCGGUGAAAUUUCUGACUUCCAAUAUAUAAAACGUCUUCUUCAUUCUUUUUUAAUUAAAGAAAAAAAUUAUGAAGAUGGUCAUUUUCCUUGUUCAUCGCAUAUCUAUGAAUAUCUUAGUCAUGUUUUUUAUAAUAGAAGAACAAAACUUAAUCCUCUUUUGAAUAGUUGUGUUGUUGCUGGUCUGGAUCCUGAAGAUGUUUCUAUUUGUAUACCCAGAACUUUUUGCGGUCUACCUGAAUUUUUUUUGGGGUAUGUGGAUUUUCUUGGUGUAGCUUAUUCAGCACCAUGUAUUGCUACUGGAUAUGGUGCAUACAUGGCUAUUCCAUUGCUCCGAGAGGCUACAGAAGAUGGACGGUUUGCUCAACUUUCUCGAGAAGAUGCUCGCAAAGUUAUUGAUGACUGUAUGAGGGUUCUUUAUUGUAGAGAUGCACGUUCACUAAAUAAGUUUUCUGUUGCAACGGUUACUAAAGAGAGUGUUGUAUUUGAUACAAAUCAAUCUGUUGAUACUCAUUGGAAUUUUUCUGAAAAGAUUCAAGGCUAUGGUAUUUAA
Molecule: messenger RNA, 789 nt
Organism: Pneumocystis murina B123
Lineage: Eukaryota; Fungi; Ascomycota; Pneumocystomycetes; Pneumocystales; Pneumocystaceae
Exons: 4
Coding region: 1-789 (262 amino acids)
Cellular component (GO): proteasome core complex
Source: RefSeq, a predicted model, not a curated record